Messenger RNA from Trichomonas vaginalis G3, 705 nucleotides. RefSeq names its product metallo-dependent phosphatases family. The coding region runs from base 1 to 705 and encodes 234 amino acids. The record is from RefSeq and is a predicted model, not a curated record. Gene Ontology annotation, molecular function: hydrolase activity. NCBI's taxonomy places the organism in Eukaryota, Parabasalia, Trichomonadida, Trichomonadidae. The transcript has a single exon.
AUGGCAGAGCAAAAUACGAUUCGUCCACAGACUUUAAUCAAUAAAGUUGCAACAGCAUUCCACGUUCCAAAGAAUGUUGUAACUGGAAUGAGAGCGCUUAUUGUUUCUGAUGCACAUUUUGAUAAAACAUUAACUCUCUCAAGAACACUUCCAAAAUAUAUCAAGAGCUUAUCGAGUAUUAUAAUUCGCGACAAGCUUAAUACAGUUUUCGUUCUCGGAGACAUGAUUCAGAAUGAUGAUGAUAUCACAAUGGAAAAACUUCAAUCAAUUAUCACAGCAUUCGAACUUUUACCAGUUCCUGUUUAUAUAAUUGGUGGAAAUCAUGAAAGAAGUCUUCUUUGGGAUCUUAAAUAUAAUAAACAAGGUUCUAACGUCACAAUUGUUUAUGAUUUAUGCAUUUGCUUAACAUACCCGACUCAGCCACCAUCAAGAACUCCACCAAGAGUUUUCUUAGCUCAUGAUUUAAAGAAUAACUUCCAACUCCAACCAGAAGAAGGCGAAUCAUUCGUAGCUACACUCAAGAAAGAGUUUGUUGAUUUAAUACACCACGAAGACUAUCUUGUUACAGGUCAUACUCAUAAAACAAUUAAUAAUGAAGAAGAAAGAUAUGCAUCUGUCGGUGCUUAUUCAGAAGAUCUUCACAGAUCAAGCUACGCUAUGCUCUUUGCUGAAAACGGUUUUCAUUUCCAAUUUGUAGGUAAAUAA